Messenger RNA from Colossoma macropomum (tambaqui), 7788 nucleotides. RefSeq names its product phosphofurin acidic cluster sorting protein 1-like. Gene Ontology annotation, biological process: protein localization to plasma membrane. The record is from RefSeq and is a predicted model, not a curated record. Gene Ontology annotation, molecular function: transmembrane transporter binding. The transcript is spliced from 24 exons. NCBI's taxonomy places the organism in Eukaryota, Metazoa, Chordata, Actinopteri, Characiformes, Serrasalmidae. The coding region runs from base 206 to 2911 and encodes 901 amino acids.
GCCCUGCGGACUGUAAACACGGACAGGAGCGUUCAGUGGUCCGUUCACACCUCUGGACGGACGGAUGCUUUUGCUCGCCCUGUAGGGGCUUUUCGGAGCUUUCGGAGCAGCGGAGCUUCAGGACAACUGCCCCUCUUACCCCACUCUCCCGCCUCACCCCCUUCCCCACCUUCGCCGUCCGUCUGUGUGCUUGAGAAGCUCCAGCAUGUCUGAGCGCGGCGGGCUGCCUCGGGCUGGCGGAGCUCCGUCCCCUCAGCCCUCCAAAGCGGUCAACAUCAGCUCCAGCCGGCCCGUCCACAUGAACCUGUACGCCACCUGGGAGGUGGACCGGUCCUCCCCGAGCUGCGUGCCCAGGCUCUUUAACCUGACUCUGAAGAAGCUGGUCAUGUUGAAGGAGUUGGAUAAAGAUUUGACCUCCGUGGUCAUCGCCGUCAAACUGCAGGGAUCAAAAAGAAUUCUGCGCUCAAAUGAGAUCUUGUUGUCUUCAGCUGGAUUGACAGAGACUGACCUGCAGCUUACUUUUUCCUUACAGUACCCUCACUUCCUCAAGCGUGAUGCUAACAAGCUCCAGAUCAUGCUGCAGAGGAGGAAGCGCUACAAGAACAGAACCAUCCUGGGCUACAAGACCCUCGCCUUGGGCCUCAUCAACAUGGCUGAGGUGAUGCAGCACCCUACAGAAGGUGCUCAGGUGUUGGGGUUACACAGUCAGCUGAAGGACGCCUCAGUGCUGGUGGCCGAGGUCAGAGUGUAUUCUCUCUCCAGCCAGCCGAUUGACCACGAGGGGCCUAAAGCCAAGAUGAACGAUCGGUCUCCAGACAUAGAUAACUACUCUGAAGAAGAGGAGGAGAGCUACUCGUCAGAGCAAGAGGGGAGUGAUGACCCUGUUCAUGGACAGUAUCUGUAUGAUGAAGAGGAUGAGGUGAGGAAGAAGAAACCACGGCGCAAACUCACAUCCAGCGCCGCCAUCACCAGACAACCCAACAUCAAGCAGAAGUUUGUGGCUCUGCUGAGGAGGUUUAAAGUUUCGGAUGAGGUGGGGUUUGGUUUGGAGCAUGUGUCUCGGGAGCAGAUUCAGGAGGUGGAGGAGGAUUUGGAUGAGCUGUAUGACAGUCUGGAGAUGUAUAACCCCAGUGACAGCGGUCCAGAAAUGGAAGAGACCGACAGCAUCCUCAGCACACCAAAGCCUAAACUCAGGCCGUUCUUUGAGGGAAUGUCUCAGUCCAGCUCUCAGACUGAGAUCGGCAGCCUGAACAGCAAAGGAAGCCUGACCAGAGACCCUUUCAGCCCUCAGGGGGAGCAGCCGCCCUCUGAUAAAAUGAAACACUCCCGCAGUCGCAACCUGGAGGAGACUCAAACGGAAACAGACACACUGGAGAUGAAUGAUCAGGAGCUGUUUACGGACGUUGCCCCUGCCAUCACUGUGUCGGUGGCUGAGAAACCCCGUACACCUCUGAAGAGCAGCAAGAGUGAAGGUCAAUCCAUGCCCUCUCCCAGAAUGGAUGGGGCACACACUCCCCGACAGAAGCGCAGUACUCCAAUGAAGGAGCGGCAGCUCUCUAAACCGCUGAGUGAAAGAACUAACAGCUCAGACAGCGAGAGGUCACCUGAACUUGGACACACUACACAGGUGCUCAGGAAAGCUGUGUAUGAUCAGUUGAACCAGAUUUUGUUGUCUGAUGCUGCACUACCCGAGAGCGUCAUCCUUGUUAAUGGCACAGACUGGCAAGGCCAGUAUGUAGCAGAGCAGUUGCAGGUCCAGAAGCACCCGGUCGUGUGUACGUGUUCAGCAGCAGAGAUACAGGCUGUGCUCUCAGCUGUUCUUACUCGCAUACAGAAGUUUUGUAACUGUAACUCGUCCAUGCCACGGCCGGUGAAGGUGGCAGUGGUUGGAGCUCAGAGUUAUCUGGGUGCAAUCCUGCAAUUCUUCGUCAGUCAGCUCGCGAAUAAAACAUCUGACUGGCUCAACCACAUGCGCUUCCUUGUAGUUCCUCUGGGUUCCCAUCCUGUUGCUAAGCACCUGGGUGCCCUUGACAACCGCUACAGUUCUGCCUUCCUGGAUGGACCCUGGAGGGAGCUGUUCAGCCGCUCCGAACCGCCACAAUCAGAUGUAUUGGACGUGGCUGGGCGAAUAGCUCAGUACAUCAGCGAAGCCACACUAACCCACCAGCUGCCCAUAGCUGAAGCUAUGCUGACCUGUAAACACAGGACGCGGGAUGAAGAUUCCUAUCAGAAGUUUAUCCCUUUUAUUGGCGUGGUCAAAGUGGGGCUGAUUGAGCCGGGCCAGUCGUCUACAGGUGAUGGUGAAGAGGGUGUGGCUGUGAAUUUGGCCGUCCCCUCGACAUCUCCACCCUCCCACAGUUCUCCUGCCAGUCUUAAAGAGACAGCAACGCCCCCUUCCUCUCCUUCUAUGGGUGCAGUUUUAGCAGUACAAGGGAGCCCCAGCAUGUCUCAUGGUGUGGACGCCAUCGGCCUACAGGUUGAUUACUGGCUGGCGUCCCUGGCUGAAAAGCGGCGCGAAGGUGAGCGGAGGGACACAGGCUGUAAAAACACACUGAAGAGCACCUUCAGGUCCCUGCAGGUCAGCCGACUACCAGGAGGGGGCGCUAAUGAGCCACAUGCUCCUGUCAACACCAUGUCCAUGACUGUGGUCACCAAAGAGAAGAACAAAAAAGUUCCAACCAUCUUUCUGGGGAAAAAGCCCAAAGAGAAGGAGGUGGAUUCUAAGAGUCAGGUGAUCGAGGGCAUCAGCAGACUCAUCUGUUCAGCCAAGCAGCAGCAGACCAUCCUCAAAGUGUCGAUUGAUGGUGUGGAAUGGAACGACGUAAAGUUCUUCCAGCUUGCAGCUCAGUGGCCAACACAUGUCAAGUACCUCCCAGUCGGACUGUUCGGAUACAACAAACCGCCCUCCUAGGGCCGCCCACUAGCCCUCUAACCCCGCCCCUUCACCCUGCAGCCUUGGCCCUAUUGCACACAAUCCCUGCCAAUCAGAACAGAAAGCUGGCCAAUUGUAGCAGAGCUGUGAGGAGGGAACCUGCCCUAAAUGUUCAUUUCUUUCUGCUGGGGGUAGGUGGCGUCGCAGGGGUCGUGUUGAUGGCUGAAAUGUACUUUUUUAUGGCGCUAGUCACUUUUAUUUAUUGAAAAGGUCCCAGAGCACCAAAUUGUGAGGGACAAGCACAAAACGGCAGACACCUUCAGUCUACCAACAACAAUCAUAUUACUGUCUGACAGCAUGACAAAGCAGAAAUCCAAAAAAUGACCUUUAACAUGACCUUUGACCUCAUUGAUGCAAUGCUAACAUGAUUGGCCUCACUGUCAGAGCUGUAACAGAACAAACAAAUGCUGUUAAGCUCUGAUCUGCAUGUCUUAAACUACAACACCCACAACCCACUAGUAAAUUAGUGUUAUUAUGCAACUUACGUACUUGUGCAUGUGUUGAGCCGUGCAGCUACAGUUAGCCACCUGAAGCUAUGCCUUUUUCAGUUCAGUCUGUAGAAGCUUGAUGACGCUGGGGUUUACUCAGUUAUCAGUGAAGUGGUUGCCGUGUCCAUGGACUACUUCUGUGAGUUUUCCAUUGUUUUGUACAUAAGUUAAGCUUUUGUGUCUUAUAGGAGCUUUCAGUUAUUUAGUUCUUAUAUGAGUACUUCGGAAAAGUGCCCUUUUUUAAAAUAUGUAUGUAGCUCAAUUAAAGGUUUUAUUUUUUUCUUCAUAAACCAUAUCUCCAAAGAUCACACUGGCCAAUCCGAAUGUAAACCCAUCGCACUGUCAAGCAGUCACAAAGUCACAAAAAGCAUGGUUAUAAUCGCAGUGACCAGCAUUCUACACUCUUCAGUUGUCCAGUAGAUGGGAAAUGAUGAGGGGAAAAUGGUUUCGUAUCAACUCAAGGGCUGAGGUCAAUUAAGUCCAUCAUAUGUAGGGUAGAAUCCCAUAAUAUUCACGUCAACAAAACACGUAAAUCAUUGUUCUGUUAGCCAUCACUAUUCUUUUGAACAAUCAUCAGCAAAUUUUGGCUGUUUAUAAAGGAUUGGUUGACUGAAAAAAUCAAAUUUACAGUUUUCCUCUUUCCCCAUAUUUCAGUUGGUAAAAUGUUUUCUAGUUUUGCUGUGGAACUACAAAGCUAACAUAGCUAAUAAGUAGUAGAAGUCUAUGUCAGACUUCCUUUUACAUUACUGUUGCAGCUCCAGUGCAAAACUAAGCAGCAGUGUCCAGACACCAAACACCUUGGCUGACCCAUUACAUUUGGAGUAAGAGGAAAAACUGCAAAUUUGAUUUUUCAGUGAACCAAUUCCAUUAAGCAAGGAGCUCUGGGCUGGAUCCCUAUUGGUUGUUGAAAGCUAUGCACUUAACUUACAUUAGCUCUCACAUCUACACAUUUUCCUCCAAAGCACAAUAUUGUUGAAGGUUUUCUCUUGAAAGAAAAUGGCACUUAAAGGGAUAGUUAAUCCAUACAGUGAAUGAAAGCAGUCCUUGGCAGUCAGCAUGCUGUCAUUGUUGGUGUAAACUAUCACUUUAAAUGAAUAUUCCACAAAAAAUUCCUAGUUUAACAUGUGAUUCUUCAUCUUGAACACCUCAAAGAAAUUCAGAUCUAAAGAAGUUCCCCAGGAACCAACAUAAGCAUGAGCUAGAACCGAAUUAGCAAUUAUUAGCGACUGUUACAUGGGAGCCACAAUUUUAAUUCAGUUGACCAUUUAAACCCCAUCUAGGCCUGUCACAAUCAAGGAGUCUUAGCUGCUGAUCAGUUGCCACAUAAAUGUUUGUGAUUAAUACAAUUAUUAAAUACAAUUUUUAUUGUUCAUUGCAACUAUUAAAGUUCAAGCCUAAUACAAAUAUGCCAUUUUGCGUCCUGUGAAAUGAUGCUGAUGGGCCCCAAAUGAUGACAGAAAUAGCUCAAACUCAUAUAAACAAAUGUUACUCACCACUUGCCUCGAAAGGUGUUAUUGCACCAGUAGUUGUUUGCGUAACACCUGUGAGGUGACUUAAGCUUUGCUUUCUUUUAUUUGCAUGAAUUUGCCUCAACCCGACAGUUUUGAUGGGAUGUAAAUGCGUGAUAGUGAAAGCUAACGACUGUGGAAACAACUGUGAUCUGCGAUCAGCUUAAAUAAUUGCGAUCAGGCGAUUAUGUAGUAAUUGUGACAGGCCUAAUCCUUCAUGUUUUGCCCAAAAAAUAACAUUACCGCCAAAAUGAAUAUUAGAGGGUUAUAUUUAAAUAUUUGUCUUAUCGGAGUUUGAAAUUGAAUUUCAAAAUCUUUGAACUUGUAGAUGAAAUAAACAAACAUCUCACCCUCCAUUUUGUUAGUAUGGUAGGUAUAGGCAGUAAUAGCUACUGCCUGGGAAUCAUGGUUUAUAUGGCUUAGUAACUUAAAAAUAAAGCAAAUUUUGCCCCUUUAACAGUUAGAGAGAAAGUAGGGGCACAAAAAUGGAUUAAAACUUCCAAAACUAGGAAAUAUUGAAUAGUCAUGAAUAGGGCUGGAUAUUGAGAUUCAUUACCUUCAUGGUACCAACCGAAUUACUUCAGUACUACAGAGUAUAGACAUAUUCUCUCCUACAGUACCAAAUUACAGUACCUAAGUGGUCUUAACACCCAUGGGCCAGUAGGCAUGCUUGUUCCAAAAUCUAGACUGCUGAUUUUGGAAAUUACAUUCUGUAUGCAACAGUGCUUCUUCAGUAGUUUGCAGUCCUUUGCGGUCAGCAAAUAUACCCACUUCUGGCACCUCACACUCAUGUCUGGUUUAAGCCUAACUCACUUUUGGUUUGUAAUUUUAAAAGAAGGUAUCAGAAAAGUAUCAUUCAGGAAUCAAUAUUGAAAUAAAGUUAUUGGUAUUGGUAUCAGUAUUGAAUAUUUAACAAUACCCAACCCUAGUCAUGAAGUAACCUUUGUUUGUUUGGAAAAUUAACCUCGUAAAAAGGAAAAACAAAGACAGGUUUUACAGUCCUGUCUAUUUUUACUUCUCCACAUAAUGAUGAAGUUUCCACUAAUUAACUUCAAAUAGCCUUUAGCCUGUUACUGGUUCUGAGUGAUUUUUGUUGGCUAAGAAUCCUCAUUUCUGGUCAGGAAUCACUUAUUAAACUGUGUGGAAUGCUGUUUUAAGAGCAGAUCUGGGAUCAGGUAACCAUUCCUAAUCAGAGACUUUAACAGGAAGAGCUAAGAGCUGAUGCUGAUCUUCAGUCAAAACUCCAGAGCUCCUCCCUUUACCUGCUUAAGCUGCUACAUCGGUGUUGUUGUAGUAAGAGGCAGCUUCUACUAAAGUGACAUUCUAUUUUGUCUAGGACGUGUGUGAGGUAUAUUUGUUGGUGUUAAGGUGACCCAGAUUUUAGUGUAUGAACUGUGGUUAUGUAAAAAACAAAAAGAAAAACAACAAUAUCUAUGAAAUAAUGUCGUGCCACUGUAAGAGUGACGAGCGUUGGUUUUUCGUGUGUCGGUUUGUGUGCGCAUGUGUGUUAAUUUCAAUUGUUGCUGACCAGUUUUUGUGGUGUAAAUUUUUAACAGUUUGCUGACCCUGUAUCUCCACAGAAGAUUACAUGAGACUUCUUUGCUGGCUCACUGACCUCUGCAUGGGAAUGAAUUUGAAAGCAAAGAAUAUAACAUCUCCUACCAUUUAGGCAGCAGAACCUACAGCAGAUAUGAGAAAAUGACACAGUAAUGAUGUGUUUUAUAGAGUUUUUGUGUCUGUAUCGCAUUUUAACUACUGAAAGCUUUUGAAAUGGAUACUAAGCAUCCAAACUAGGGUGUAUUUUGUGUGGCAAAGUAUUACUACAGAUUUUAUGUUACAGUGCAAAAGGGUCAAUUACAACAUUUGUGUUUAAUACAUUGUUUUCUGGAGUGGUUAGUAAGCAGUAGUGUUUUUUUUAAAUGUUGCCUUCACAUUCUCACAUUUUCCUGAUUGUUUAAAUGGGUUUUGCACAAAAGCCAAGCAGCUUGCCAGUUAACAGACAUGCUACUAAAUGAUUCAUUGCACAGCACCUGUUUCCACCUCCCACUGACAUAAUAAUAUGCCAAAUACAGACUAGCAAAAGAUCCCAAACAUCUACAGGAUGAUUGAGAAAGCUCUUAUGGGACAAUAUACCCUAUGAGUCAGUCAAAAACACCAAAUUAAUGUUGUUCUGUGAAAUUGCGCAUUGCUUUUCACUGAUUUUUAUCUUCCACUGGUUAAAUGACCAUUUAUAACAUGACAAGUGACUGACCACAUAUACACCAAAACAAGCAAGAUUAUCUGCCUAUGGAAAUAAUGCUGGGUAAUCUCACAUUAUUCUUACAGUGAACUUAUAGUGGGAAAAAUUAUACAUAUCUCCACUAGAUUUAAGAUGCUUUCACUUGUCAGCAUAUCAUUGUUUUUGCAGUGUUACAGCAUUGCUGCUACUGGCUCUGGUCUGAGUUUUAUUAGAUGCUCCUCCAGGCUCCACCUAGCAAGUCUCAUUGGGAUCUUUACUCAGAUCUUUGGUCAGACAAGGCCAUCAAUAAUUCUGUUUUAUCUAGGACCCAGUUGUGAACGCUUUAGGCUGAAUUUGACCUUGACCGUCACAGAAAAGAUUGCCAUAGCAGUACAUUGUGUUUUGUAACAAAAGGACCACAACAAAUGAACCAGUGAAGUCUGGCUGUGCAGUAGAUCAUUUGUUAAUUGUUAUUGUGAUGUUGGCCUUCUACGACUAAUAUUCUGACCAAGAACAGAAGCUCCACAAAAGUUUCUGUAGGAGGUGGCUAAAAAAUAAUUUUAGGCCUAUCUUUUAAAGAUGAAUUCAACAGAUUUUUCAGGAUGUCUACAUCAUUAAGUCAAUAAAAUGUGAACAAAGUCA